AUGAAUCUGAUUCGAUAGAGUGACACUAUUGAGGACAAACUCAAAAAGUGGCAAUAGGUUCAAAAAAAGAAGUAUGCCGAAAAAAGAAAGUUUGGGUUUGUUGAAGGACAGAAAGAGCCUCAACCUCCUGAAAUUUUAAGGUAGAAGAUUUUAUUUAUGAAAAUAGGAAAAUUUUUAAGGAUCAUGGAAAUUUAGAAUCUAAGAAAUACAGACAAGAUAAGAGAGUAUAUUUGGGUGCAUUAAAGUAUAUGCCACAUGCAAUUUAUAAAUUAUUGGAGAAUAUGCCUAUGCCAUGGGAAUAAGUAAGAACUGUGAAGGUUCUAUAUCACAUUACAGGAUGCAUCACCUUUUGUUAUGAGAUACCAAAAGUGAUUGAACCUGUGUAUACAGCUCAAUGGGGUACCAUGUGGGUCAUGAUGAGAAGAGAAAAGAGAGAUAGAAGAAAUUUCAAAAGAAUGCGAUUCCCCCCAUUUGAUGACGAAGAAAUCCCUUUGGAUUACGGAGACAAUAUCUUGGAUGUUGAACCUUUGGAACCCAUACAAAUGGAAUUGGAUGAAAGAGAAGACAAUGCUGUUUUUGAUUGGUUUUAUGAUCAUCAACCAUUGAGAUAUACCAAGCUAUUGAAUGGACCGAGUUAUCGAUCUUGGUAACUAACAUUAGAAGUUCAACAGAAUCUAUUUAGAUUGGCUAAUCAAUUGUUGUCAGAUAUAGUUGAUCAGAAUUACUUCUAUUUGUUUUAACUUCAAUCCCUUUACACAGCUAAAGCAUUGAAUAUGGCUAUCCCUGGAGGACCCAAAUUUGAACCUCUCUAUAGAGACAUUUUUGAGGAGGAUGAGGAUUGGAAUGAAUUCAAUGACAUUAACAAGAUUAUUAUUCGAUAAUAAAUAAGAAGUGAAUACAAAAUUGCCUUCCCAUUUCUAUAUAAUUCAAGACCAAGAAGUGUUGCUAUUGCCCCAUAUCAUUAUCCAGCAAAUGUGUUUAUUAAGUAAGACAACCCUGAAAUAUCAACAUAUAAUUUUGACCCUGUUAUAAAUCCAAUAUCUGCUUAUAGAACAUAGAGUAGAAAGAUUGAUGUUCAGAUUGAUGAUAGUGAAUUGGAUAUUGAAAUAGGAGAUGGAUUUGUACCAUUAUUAAGUGAGACAGAAUUAUCUGAUGAAUAAACAACUGCCUCAAUUGCUCUCUUAUGGGCUCCAGCUCCAUUUAAUCAAAGAACAGGCAAGACUAGAAGAGCCUUUGAUAUACCUUUAGUAGCACCUUGGUUUAAGGAGAGAUGCAAUCCAUAGUAUCCUGUUAAGGUUAGAGUUUCAUAUUAAAAACUAUUGAAAUGUUGGGUAUUGAACAGUCUUCACAAAAGAAAGCCAAAGUGUCAAAAUAAGAGAAAUUUAUUGAAGGCAUUUUAAGCAACAAAGUUCUUUUAAUUAACAGAGAUAGAUUGGGUUGAAUGUGGUCUCUAGAUAGCACGUUAAGGUUACAAUAUGUUGAAUUUAUUGAUUCAUAGAAAAAACUUAAAUUAUUUGCAUUUAGAUUACAAUUUCCAAUUGAAACCAGUAAAGACAUUGACAACAAAGGAAAGAAAGAAGUCAAGAUUUGGUAAUGCAUUUCAUUUGUGCAGAGAAAUUUUAAGAUUAAUGAAGUUGGCAUGUGAUAGUCAUGUAUAAUACAGAUUAGGUAAUAUUGAUGCCUUUUAAUUGGCUGAUGGAUUAUAGUAUGUAUUCUCACAUGUUGGUUUGGUGACAGGUAUGUAUCGUUACAAAUACAGAUUGAUGAGAUAGAUUAGAAUGUGUAAGGAUUUGAAACAUGUCAUUUAUUAUCGUUUCAAUACUGGUCCAGUUGGUAAGGGACCAGGAGUUGGAUUUUGGACCCCUAUGUGGAGAGUAUGGUUAUUCUUUUUGAGAGGAAUUAUCCCACUGUUAGAGAGAUGGUUAGGCAAUUUAUUGGCUCGUACAUUCGAAGGUAGACAUUCAAAAGGAAUAUCUAAGACUGUUACCAAAUAAAGAGUUGAAUCUCAAUUUGAUUUGGAAUUAAGAGCUGCUGUGAUGUCUGAUAUCAUUGAUAUGAUGCCAGAAGGAGUGAGAGCAAACAAAGCUAAGACAAUAUUAUAACAUUUAAGUGAAGCUUGGAGAUGUUGGAAAGCCAAUAUUCCAUGGAAAGUUCCAGGGUUACCUGCUCCAAUAGAGAAUAUUAUUUUGAGAUAUGUGAAAUAUAAGGCUGACUAUUAUACAAAUUCAGCUUAUUAUAAUAGGGAACGUAUAAGAAGAGGGGCUACAGUUGAUAAAACAGUAUGUAAGAAGAAUUUGGGAAGAUUAACUCGUCUGUUUUUGAAGUAAGAAUAAGAGCGAUAGCAUAACUUUAUGAAGGAUGGACCUUAUUUAACAACCGAGGAUGCAGUUGCUAUUUAUACAGCCUUAGUGAGAUGGUUAGAAAGCAGAAAGUUCAUUCAUAUUCCCUAUCCACCUGUGAAUUAUAAACACGAUACUAAAUUAUUCUUGUUGGCUUUAGAAAGAUUAAAGGAGGCUUAUUCAGUCAAGAGUAGAUUGAAUCAAAGUUAAAGAGAAGAACUAGCAUUGAUUGAAUAGGCAUAUGAUAAUCCACAUGAAGCAUUGAGCAGAGUGAAGAGACAUCUUUUGACUUAAAGAGUGUUCAAAGAAGUGAGAUUAGAGUUUAUGGAUCUUUAUUCUCAUUUAGUGCCUGUUUAUGAUGUUGAACCUUUAGAGAAGAUCACAGAUGCCUAUCUAGAUUAAUAUUUGUUUUAUGAAGCAGAUAAAAGAAGACUCUUCCCUAAUUGGAUCAAACCAAGUGAUAGUGAACCACCUCCUUUAUUAGUAUAUAAGUGGUGUUAAGGAAUUAACAAUCUUCACGGAAUAUGGGAUGUAUCGGAUGGUUAAUGCGUAGUGUUGUUGGAAAGCAAAUUUGAGAAGGUUUAUGAAAAGAUCGAUCAAACAUUAUUAAAUAGAUUGCUGAGAUUGAUUGUUGAUCACAACAUAGCAGAUUAUAUGACUGCCAAAAAUAAUGUUGUCAUCACUUACAAAGAUAUGAAUCAUACAAAUGUUCAUGGUGUUUUACAUGGAAUUCAAUUUACUAGUUUCAUAAUGUAAUUUUAUGGUAUGGUUUUGGAUUUAUUGAUUUUGGGUUUAAAUAGAGCCUAAGAUUUGGCUGGUCCAUAUAACAAUCCUCAUGAGUUCAUGACUUAUUCUAAUAUUUAAUAGGAAAUCAGACAUCCAAUUAGAUUAUAUUGUAGAUAUAUUGAUAAGAUAUUCAUGGUAUUCAGAUUUACAGCUGAGGAGGCAAGAGAAUUAAUACAAAGAUAUUUAACAGAGAAUCCAGAUCCUAAUAAUGAAAAUAUUGUUGGAUAUAAUAAUAAGAAAUGCUGGCCUAAAGAUUGUAGAAUGAGGUUAAUGAAACAUGAUGUAAAUUUAGGAAGGGCUGUCUUUUGGGAUAUCAAAAAUAGAUUGCCAAGAUGUUUAACAACAUUGGCUUGGGAACACUCUUUUGUUUCAGUUUACUCGAAGGACAAUCCCAAUUUCUUAUUUAAUAUGUGUGGAUUUGAGGUGAGAAUCUUACCUAAGAUAAGAGGAACUCAAGAAGAAUUCUCAGAAAAGGAUGGUGUUUGGAAAUUACAAAAUGAAUCAAGUAAGGAAAUAACUGCUGUUGCAUUUUUAAGAGUGGAUGAAGAGAGCAUGAAGAAAUAUGAAAACAGAAUUAGAUAAAUAUUGAUGGCCAGUGGUAGUACAACAUUUACAAAGAUAGCAAAUAAAUGGAAUACAACUUUGAUUGGAUUAAUGACAUAUUAUAGAGAAUCAGCUGUUCAUACAGAAUAAUUAUUAGAUCUGUUAGUCAAAUGCGAAAAUAAGAUAUAAACUAGAAUUAAGAUAGGAUUGAAUUCUAAGAUGCCCUCUCGUUUCCCACCUGUUGUGUUUUACACACCUAAAGAAUUGGGUGGUUUGGGUAUGUUAUCAAUGGGACAUAUUUUGAUUCCAUAAUCAGAUUUGAGAUUUUCAAAAUAAACUGAUACAGGCAUUACUCAUUACAGAGCAGGUAUGAGCCAUGAUGAGGAUUAAUUGAUUCCUAAUCUAUAUAGAUAUAUCUAAACUUGGGAAAGUGAAUUUAUAGACAGUCAAAGAGUUUGGGCUGAAUAUGCCUUAAAGCGAUAAGAAGCAUAAGUAUAAAACAGGAGAUUGACUUUGGAUGAUUUGGAAGAUAGUUGGGAUCAUGGUAUUCCCAGAAUCAAUACAUUGUUNGUUGAACCUUUAGAGAAGAUCACAGAUGCCUAUCUAGAUUAAUAUUUGUUUUAUGAAGCAGAUAAAAGAAGACUCUUCCCUAAUUGGAUCAAACCAAGUGAUAGUGAACCACCUCCUUUAUUAGUAUAUAAGUGGUGUUAAGGAAUUAACAAUCUUCACGGAAUAUGGGAUGUAUCGGAUGGUUAAUGCGUAGUGUUGUUGGAAAGCAAAUUUGAGAAGGUUUAUGAAAAGAUCGAUCAAACAUUAUUAAAUAGAUUGCUGAGAUUGAUUGUUGAUCACAACAUAGCAGAUUAUAUGACUGCCAAAAAUAAUGUUGUCAUCACUUACAAAGAUAUGAAUCAUACAAAUGUUCAUGGUGUUUUACAUGGAAUUCAAUUUACUAGUUUCAUAAUGUAAUUUUAUGGUAUGGUUUUGGAUUUAUUGAUUUUGGGUUUAAAUAGAGCCUAAGAUUUGGCUGGUCCAUAUAACAAUCCUCAUGAGUUCAUGACUUAUUCUAAUAUUUAAUAGGAAAUCAGACAUCCAAUUAGAUUAUAUUGUAGAUAUAUUGAUAAGAUAUUCAUGGUAUUCAGAUUUACAGCUGAGGAGGCAAGAGAAUUAAUACAAAGAUAUUUAACAGAGAAUCCAGAUCCUAAUAAUGAAAAUAUUGUUGGAUAUAAUAAUAAGAAAUGCUGGCCUAAAGAUUGUAGAAUGAGGUUAAUGAAACAUGAUGUAAAUUUAGGAAGGGCUGUCUUUUGGGAUAUCAAAAAUAGAUUGCCAAGAUGUUUAACAACAUUGGCUUGGGAACAUUCUUUUGUUUCAGUUUACUCGAAGGACAAUCCCAAUUUCUUAUUUAAUAUGUGUGGAUUUGAGGUGAGAAUCUUACCUAAGAUAAGAGGAACUCAAGAAGAAUUCUCAGAAAAGGAUGGUGUUUGGAAAUUACAAAAUGAAUCAAGUAAGGAAAUAACUGCUGUUGCAUUUUUAAGAGUGGAUGAAGAGAGCAUGAAGAAAUAUGAAAACAGAAUUAGAUAAAUAUUGAUGGCCAGUGGUAGUACAACAUUUACAAAGAUAGCAAAUAAAUGGAAUACAACUUUGAUUGGAUUAAUGACAUAUUAUAGAGAAUCAGCUGUUCAUACAGAAUAAUUAUUAGAUCUGUUAGUCAAAUGCGAAAAUAAGAUAUAAACUAGAAUUAAGAUAGGAUUGAAUUCUAAGAUGCCCUCUCGUUUCCCACCUGUUGUGUUUUACACACCUAAAGAAUUGGGUGGUUUGGGUAUGUUAUCAAUGGGACAUAUUUUGAUUCCAUAAUCAGAUUUGAGAUUUUCAAAAUAAACUGAUACAGGCAUUACUCAUUACAGAGCAGGUAUGAGCCAUGAUGAGGAUUAAUUGAUUCCUAAUCUAUAUAGAUAUAUCUAAACUUGGGAAAGUGAAUUUAUAGACAGUCAAAGAGUUUGGGCUGAAUAUGCCUUAAAGCGAUAAGAAGCAUAAGUAUAAAACAGGAGAUUGACUUUGGAUGAUUUGGAAGAUAGUUGGGAUCAUGGUAUUCCCAGAAUCAAUACAUUGUU
Molecule: messenger RNA, 5776 nt
Organism: Paramecium octaurelia
Lineage: Eukaryota; Ciliophora; Oligohymenophorea; Peniculida; Parameciidae
Source: the annotation of a GenBank genome assembly